Molecule: messenger RNA, 657 nt
Organism: Anopheles cruzii
Lineage: Eukaryota; Metazoa; Arthropoda; Insecta; Diptera; Culicidae
Product: cuticle protein 16.5-like
Exons: 2
Coding region: 13-477 (154 amino acids)
Source: RefSeq, a predicted model, not a curated record
CUGAUAGAUUCAAUGAUCAUCGCUCUAAGCACUCGGAACCUAGCUCAGGAUACUUAUUGUGCAUCGUUUAGAACUGCAACGAAAGAUUUCAUCAUGAAGUUUCUAAUUCUUUUGGGACUGGUUGCCAUAGUGCGGGGCGCUCCUGGGUUCUACGGUGAUCAUGGACUUUCUUACGCAGCUUACGCGGCAGCACCGGCUCCAAUUGUAAAAUACGCGGCGCCAGCCGUAUCGGUCGUGCAUGCUGCUCCAGCGCCGGUUCUGAAGUACGCCGUGGCUCCUGCACCGAUCGUUAAGGCAAUAGCACCAGCUGCCACCAGUUACGCAACCUUCCACCAAGUUCACGCUCCUGUAAUUGCGGCAGCUCCGGUUGUAAAGUAUGCGGCACCAGCACCCGUUGUGUCGUACGUCCACUCCGCGCCAGUUGUGGCACACCCGGCCCCACUCAUCAAAUACGCGCCAUCGUACCAUGGAUGGUAAAAAACCAAAACACUGUGAUCCUUGAAGAUACGAUACGGACCAGCAAUCAUGGCGAUUCUGAAUAUGUAAGAAUGAUAACGAGUCUUUGCAUUUAACUACACGCCUUGUAGCAACGGUGGAAACGGAUUUGGUGAAAUUGUCUGUACGCACCAUCACUUUGCGAGAGCGAGCGAGCAAAUA